CACUAACCAAAAUCGGCUUUCUAUGAAUAAGUAGAUGUGACAUUAUGAAGGCUUCAAAAGUUCUAUAUGCCACUUUAGAAAGGUCUACUUUCUAGAUUGCUAACUAGAAUCUGCUUGAUUUCUCGCAAACUACAAGUUGCAAACUGGGAGUCAUAUCGUGAAUCAUCUAGAGAAAACAUUGGAGAAUGCAUAAAUCUAGAGAGCGCACCAAUAUUUCCCUGGUCUGCUCCAUGAUCCACCCAUUCGUCUGAAGAAAAUAUCAAAAUAUCUACCUACCUUAAUUCAUCAUGGCACCACUCAUCAUUCUGAUACGCCACGGCCAAGCUGUACAUAAUAUUGAUAAUAAUUGGGUAUUACGAGACCCAGCCCUGACCGAUGCAGGUCGAGCCGAAUGCAAGGUUCUCGCAGAUAGACUUCAGCCGAAAUUUCAUUUCACCAAGGACGAAUGCUGUAUAGUUGUGAGCCCUCUGACCAGGACCUUAGAAACCGUCCAAUACGGCCUUAAAUGGCUUCGAGACCAGGGCGUUCCUGCCCAAGUUCGGGCAGAAUGGCAGGAAACCACUGAUAAUCCGUGUGACGUUGGCGGUGAGCCCGGGCAGGUAAAGCAGCAAUGGCCAGACUUCGAUUUCUCGGAUCUAGACCCGGUCUAUCCUGAAAAGACGGGCUUGUACGAGAACUCGGAAGCUGCUUUUAAGAAAAGGGCCUACUUCGCUAAAGAGUGGCUCUAUAAGCGUCCAGAGAAAUGCAUUGUCGUCGUCUCGCACAGAGGAUUUCUGAGAAGAGUUGUCGGAGAACCGAGAUUUGAGAACGGAGAAUACAGAACAUACAAAUUAGUUCAGACUUCAUCAGACUACCAUCUCCAAGAGGUAGACCUCGAGUCUCAGCAGGAGGCGUAGACGUAUUCUAACACGGCGAAUCAUCGAAUAAAUCGAAGGAAUUGAGAAAAAGCAGCAUGAUAGAUUUUCUGGGAUGGGGAAUUUGAGAAUCCCAUAAAUCUUCCUGGUUUGGAAAAAUAUGCAUUUUUGCGAGCGGGAUGGUUGCAUCAAACGAAAGCUGGUUACCUAUAAAUCAUACAGUUGUAUUCCAAAGCCGAAGGGAGGAGAUAUGAUGGUCAUCGCCCCUGACAUUAAUGAGAACAGUUGGAAUAGGAAGAAUGAAGUCCAAUCAUUAGGCAUUAAUAUCGGAAGACACGCCGCGUCCUACGACACGUGUCACUUCUAAGGAUUUUGAUUCAUUCAUAGAGAAUCGCGUUAAAUGUUGCCGAAAAAAUACCAUAGGAAUUCGAUGUUUUGUAAAUAUCGAAUUCCCUCAAACGAGCGGCAUGCUCUACUCUCGCACUAGACUCAUCCUUGAAGACGUGAGGGAGUAGUCGUCUCUGAGCAAUCGAAAAUGAUUGAGAAUCAUGUGCUUAAUGAAUGUAUG
Molecule: messenger RNA, 1422 nt
Organism: Hypoxylon trugodes
Lineage: Eukaryota; Fungi; Ascomycota; Sordariomycetes; Xylariales; Hypoxylaceae
Product: phosphoglycerate mutase-like protein
Exons: 4
Coding region: 288-896 (202 amino acids)
Cellular component (GO): cytoplasm
Molecular function (GO): phosphatase activity
Source: RefSeq, a predicted model, not a curated record